UCCGUGCAGUCGUGUUGGCCGGAGUGAAAGCGCCGAGGAAAAUUUGCAAAAUAAAAAAAAAGCAAACACACAACAGAGGAAGUAGAAAUAGAAAUAGAGAAAAGUAAAUAAGCAAACAAGUGCAGUUUCGUUGGGAGAGUGUGCACGGGAAAGGGAGAUUAAUCCCUCGGACCUAGCAUAUAGAUACAGAUACCUACACUUUUGGUGGUCCCCAAAAGAAAAACACGGAGUGCUGAAAAAGCAGAGCAGCCCCGAAGUACUCGUAUCCGCAACCAUGUCGACGCUACCCUUUCUGCUGAGCGUCGCCGACGAGCUGGACAACAUACACUCGCAGUCCUACAUGGACGACUUUGGCCUGGGCUUCCAUCCGCACCGCCAGUACUACCGCACGCCCACCAUCCAGCUGUCCCUGCCCGCCAGCACCGACUGGACGGGAUCGGGAUCGGGUCGCGACUGGUCCCAGGCGGCGGGCAACAGGCACAAUCGCUACCGCAGCUACAAAUUCUACGACGACUCGCAGAACAACCUGGAGGAGGAGGAGCCGCCGGUGGAGGAGCCCAUGCCGAUGCCGCUGCCCCUGGAGCAGGUGGAGCUGCCCCAGCAGCAGCAGCAGGAUAACCAAACCCAGCAGCCAUCAAGUGUAACUGCAACUGCCACGGCUGCGAAUACAGCCCCUGCCCGCAAGGGACUGGGCAUGGUCAACUCCCACUCCCAUGACGUGGGGGUGGGCGGUUUGGGGCUAAAUCUGAAGGCUGGCGAGGAGGAGGACGACGAGAACAUCGAUCGGACAGUGCGUAUGUACAAUCUGUCAAAGAAGUGCUGCAAGAACUACUAUCGCCAUGCUUUGGAGACCGGACCCGGGGCCAGUGGCAAGGUGAAGUGCAGCAACUUGCGCUCCGAGAGCCACAAGAGCAGCUCCAGCUCGGAGGAGAGCCUCCAGAAGAUACCUUCGCCCAUUGAGUUCCUCACCUGCUUCCUGGUGAAGAAGUCGCGCACCCCCAAGGCCACUGGGCCCGUGGGACAGCCGCUGAAGAAGACAUAGAACUCGGCCCGGCUGCUGCCAGCAGCGCUGUCCGCCAGGACCUCCAUCAUCAGCUCCACGGCCACCAGUGGAGCCGUGACCAAUGCGACCUCGGACACGGACACGACCACGUCAAAGCGAAGGAGCAACUGCUUCUGAAUGUUGGCCGGAGUCGGAGUCGCUUGUGGCCAGGCCUGGAGUUGGCUCCAGAGGUGCGGGGAGCUGCCCAGCUCGGAGCCCGCCUCGCUGCCGGCGACGCGCCUGGGCAGGAUCGCCUACUAGGCCCACUCGUCCGACUCCGAUUCGCAGUCAGAGGUAGAUAUUUGAUGGUAUAUGAUUUAGCACUGGGGUAACCUCUGGCUUGAAUAUUGAAAUUAAAGGAAUUUAUCGAAAGAGAUUAUGAAAGGUUAGCGACUUCGAUUUGCACUGGAAGUUAACGUUGGCUUGGUAUAAAAAAGUAGUUAGACGGAGCGUUUAAAGAAUUUUCAAAUCAAAGAAAAAUCAAAUUAAUUAAUAUUAAUUCUCUUUAAUUUGAAUUAAUUUUGAAUUUAAAAAUGUGGAAGAUUUUAGGAACUUUUUCCUUCUGGCAAUAUGAGCUAAAUAUUUUAUUCGGCCUCAAAAUUGCAUUUAAACGGAGGUCGUAGGUAAACUACAUAAUUAAUUUAGUAUUCGUUUUUCUGUGGUAAUUAAUUGUUUAUAUUUUUCUUCCAAGAAUUAAUUCAGUUAUCGAAUUGGCGAGUUUUCUGUGAAUUUAAUAUGAUUCAAUUUAAAAACCCUGUGC
Drosophila takahashii is the source of this 1802-nucleotide messenger RNA. RefSeq lists its product as uncharacterized. NCBI's taxonomy places the organism in Eukaryota, Metazoa, Arthropoda, Insecta, Diptera, Drosophilidae. The record is from RefSeq and is a predicted model, not a curated record.